CUCCCGACAGGCUCCGGGCAGGAUGGCGGCGGCGGGAGCGCCGGGUGGCGAUUCCUUCCAGGAGAAGCUCACACGGGUUAUUUCAUGGUUAAAGAAAUUAAAUGGGCAUGUGCCUAUUCUGGAAUGUGAGGUGAAUGAAAGGACAGUGGAUAUUUUGCAUGAAAUUAUGGAGAGCAAUGAAGAGAGAGUAAAGGAUGUUAUGUUGCUGAUAGAGGACAUGAAGGACAGGACAAACAAAUAUAAAGCAGAAGCUCACACCUGUCGUAAUAUUCUUGAAGAAAGCCUGGGAUAUUUGGAAGACGAUAUGUCCAAGGAGGCCAAGGAUGACCUCACUGACCUGGUACAAAGUGCAGUAGAACUCAACAUGGAGGACACGUCUCUUACCAGCUUCUACAGUGCCAUCCAUGACAUGACCUUGGAACUGUAUAAAACAAAAUCAAAAAACGAAGAAAUGGAACAGAAAUUGAGGACCCUCACAAAAAAACUAAUGUCAGCACUGAUGUUGGAAAAGCAGUUAGAGAAGGAUAUUGAAAAACUGAAGAAAUCUCAGGGAAUACAACAGGCCAAAGAAGAUAUUCAAUCCAUGAACCUGAAGUUCCUGGAAGACAAAUCUAAGGAUCUGAAAAUAAGGAUCUGUGAUGCUGAGGCUGAGCUUGUUACCACGGAGUUGAACCAAUCCCUGACACACGAGGCACUGGUGGAAUUAUCUGAGGAGCUGGCUGCACUGCGUAAAGAAAUAGAGCCAUUGAAGAUGGAACUGGCAUACUAUCUUGAUUUACCUCUUAGCAUUCCCCUGGCGCAGGUGAAGGUUGAAGAAGUGAGAAGAGAACUUGUAAGAGAUUUCUUAUCUUUCCAGGAGCUACAUGUAUUAAUUGAUUACAGAUUUAUUUACAGAUUUAUCACAGAAUGUUCUCAUGGGGGGAUGUGGUGAGGCAGAAGUUGUAGAUACUGAUCAGGGGAACUGGUGAACUGAUGUCUGAGCUGCAAAGUCAGUUUGGCAUAGUGAUAUCAGUGCAGAUUAGGUAGCUGUAGCCCCAUGAAUUUUGCCUAUUGGAAUGUUUAUCCACUCACUGUAGGUCUCAGAAUCUUCCUUGCUCCUCCUGAACUCUCAGAGGGCUCCAGGCUUAUUUUAGUCAACAUCUGCCUUGUAUGCUGCAAUGGGGACAUUCUCCUGUAAAACACAGUGCCCAUGUCCUCCAUGCAGGUGUAAUCUGUUGAGCCAAACACCAUAAAGCUGUUUGGGAAGUUCAUAUGUAGCUUUCCUGAGUGAGCUGAGCCACGUUUGAGCCCCAUAAAACAUGUUUUUGUCCCUUUGGGCUACUGCCUGCUUGCUCGUAAAGCACAAGUGGUAAGCCUUAAACCUGUGAUCAAAAAUCACAUCUAGGUAAGAGCAUUUUGCACAUUUUCAGGUGAGAAUACCUGGGGUUUUGUUUCAGGGAGUACAGGGUCCCCUUACCAGCCUGCAGCUGUUCUGAGGUCAGAAUGCUUGCCUCUGGGGAGGACCAGUAAGCUGGGAUGUGUUCAGAAUCACACUGGGGCUCAGAGUGAAGGCAGCUGAGCUUGUCCAGCCUUCCAUUUGGAGGACAAGUCCAUCCAGCUCAACACCAGGGUUAUUCCAUCACUGCUGACAGGCUCCCAGGGUUUGAUCACUGCAGAUGUGUUUGUUUGUCAGCAGCACGUGGAAGCUGUCUCGUGGUCCCUGAUUCUUCUUGGUUUUCUCUCCUGGUAGAAUGCCUUGGAUGAAGAGCUCAUAAAUGAGAUUAAAGCUCUGCCUCUCGAGCUGCAAUAGCCCAGCAGGCCUGCCUGGAACAUGAUCCUCCUUCUGUCGCCUACCUACUUGCACUAGCAAUGCACUUCAGAACUAUUACCUGUACCCUGGCAGCUUCCUGCUGUGUUCUUCUCUCUGUCAGCCUUGUGUUUAUAAGCUUCACCUAUUUUUCAUUAAAUAGCAUCCAAACUUGC
Molecule: messenger RNA, 1962 nt
Organism: Melospiza georgiana
Lineage: Eukaryota; Metazoa; Chordata; Aves; Passeriformes; Passerellidae
Gene: HAUS1
Product: HAUS augmin like complex subunit 1
Exons: 8
Coding region: 23-931 (302 amino acids)
Biological process (GO): spindle assembly; centrosome cycle
Cellular component (GO): cytosol; HAUS complex
Source: RefSeq, a predicted model, not a curated record